Molecule: messenger RNA, 1501 nt
Organism: Perognathus longimembris pacificus (Pacific pocket mouse)
Lineage: Eukaryota; Metazoa; Chordata; Mammalia; Rodentia; Heteromyidae
Gene: Inip
Product: INTS3 and NABP interacting protein
Exons: 6
Coding region: 459-773 (104 amino acids)
Biological process (GO): DNA repair
Cellular component (GO): nucleus; nucleoplasm; SOSS complex
Source: RefSeq, a predicted model, not a curated record
UAGGAGGCGGAAGCGCAGCGCGGGCGGGAAGGUUGUAGUCUGGAGCGGUGCUGUGGUUCUUCUUGGCUCUGAGUGGUCGCUCCCUCCCCUCCCCCCCUUGACAGCCGCGGGGCAACAGCGAGGUUUCCCGCGCAUCCUGGCGUCCUUGCUGCAGGGGACCAUCCACAAUUCCUGUACGGGACCAGCCCCUGGCCUCCGGCCUCUACCUCUCCCGGGCUCUCCUUAAGGCAUCAAAACGUCACUCCAGUAGAAUCAGUUCUCCGAAGCACUGUUCACGCCUUUUGGAGACAGGGUCUCACUGCGUAGCCCAGGCUUGUCUCCAACUUGCAAUCCUCCUUCCUCUGGACUGCAAACGUGAGCCACUACAACGGCUUGGACACACCUUUUAAUAAGCUGCUUUGAUGACUAUAAAGUGCUGAUCAGUUGUCACUGAACAUAAUUGAAGCAAAAAGGGGAAUAUGGCAGCAAACCCUUCAGGACAAGGUUUUCAAAACAAAAAUAGAGUUGCAAUCUUGGCAGAACUGGACAAAGAGAAAAGAAAAUUACUUAUGCAGAACCAGUCUUCAGCAAAUCAUCCUGGAGCUAGCAUUGCGCUCUCCAGGCCUGCUCUCAAUAAGGACUUCCGGGACCACGCUGAGCAGCAGCAUAUUGCCGCCCAGCAGAAGGCAGCUUUGCAGCAUGCUCAUGCACAUUCAUCUGGAUACUUCAUAACUCAGGACUCAGCAUUUGGAAAUCUUAUUCUUCCAGUUUUGCCUCGCCUUGACCCAGAGUGAAGAAAAUACCUGAGAUGAGAAUGACUGUAAUAUCCAGUGCCGGAGCUACCCUCAUUCAGCGCUGUGCCAACAGACUUUCUGAAUUCUGGUGGACUUACAUAUUGUUUGUGUCUUUAAAAGAAAGGUGUGUCAGUGGGAGGAAAAAGCCGGGGAGCCAGGACGAUGAGAGCUUUGGCUGCUAUGCUGUCUGAGGACCUGAUUAUGCUGCCUGUGUCUGUAACUUCCUUGUUGUGCCCUUUGAUUUUUAACUCUAAAUCCUACUGUAAAUGGAUAGUCACAUCAUAACCCCACAUCCCAACAAGUUGGACUGAUUAUACCAUGUCUGCCAUAGAUGAUCAAGAAUCACUUGUGGUAUUUAACUAAAGAAACAAAAAUUUUUUAAAAUUAAAUCAAUAGGCUUGAGUAAAUUUUACAUUCAUAUUUACAAUUUAUAGAAUUGUUGUCGGUGCAUCUUUUGAGUUUAGAGUCAACAUCAUCAUCCAGAAAUAUUCUUUGUGAAUAGUGACUAGUUCUGCUGUUCUCAAUUUUAAAAAGAAAACCUAAAGUAUGACUAAAUUACCAGCCGGUCUUUUUUUCUUUUCCCACCAGCCAGUCCUAAAUAUCUUGUAUAAAUAGCUAUGACAAACGAUGUGACUAAAUAAUGUUAUUAAAAACAAUUGUAAGUAUUGUGGUGGCUUUAAAUCUGUACACGUUCUUAGUGUAACUACAUAAAUGGUGUACAAGUAUGA